AUGGAAGGCUCUUUCGGUGUGAGAAAAGGUGCAUCGACUGGGGAGGAAGAUAUUCGACUUAAGCAAUGCAUUGAGAAGUACGGUGAAGGAAAAUGGCACCUGGUUCCUGUCAGUGCAGGCUUAAAUAGAUGUAGGAAAAGCUGCAGACUGAGGUGGUUGAACUACCUGAAGCCAAGUAUCAAGAGAGGAAACUUCGCUGCAGACAAAGUUGAUCUUAUGCUCAGGCUCCAUAAGCUGCUAGGUAACAGAUGGUCACUUAUUGCAGGUAGACUUCCGGGAAGAACAGCUAAUGAUGUGAAAAACUAUUGGAAUACACACCUCCUCAAAAAGGGAAGUUCACACAUCACCAAACUGAAAGAAAAGCCCCAAGAUAUGGUGAAAGUGAAACUAAUAAAGCCACAACCUAGGAUCUUAUCCAAAAGCUUAACUUGGUUAAGUGGGAAACCUGCAAUUGUAGGAAGCUUUCAAAAAAAGGAAGAUAUCAUAGACAUAUCUCAAACAUCAAUGCAAUCGUUGAAUGAAGUGCCCAAGGAAACCUUUUGGGCAGAGGAAAUAGUACCAGAGGCAAAAGUUGUGGGGGACAAUCUAGAUGAGGAUGUCCUGAAUUAUUGGGGUGACUUUUCCCUUGAUAUGGACCUUUGGGAGGUUCUUAAUGCAGAAUAG
Molecule: messenger RNA, 663 nt
Organism: Quercus lobata
Lineage: Eukaryota; Viridiplantae; Streptophyta; Magnoliopsida; Fagales; Fagaceae
Product: transcription factor MYB114-like
Exons: 4
Coding region: 1-663 (220 amino acids)
Source: RefSeq, a predicted model, not a curated record